UAAUUUUCUCAUUUCUCUCUUUAUGAUUUCUUCUAUUCCUAAACCCAUUUCAAAUAAAACAGAACAAUACACAUCAAUUCCCCAUUUCCCUGCUUGUCUAGGUGGUCAAUGGAAGAAUCUAACCACAACACCCUAUUUGAAGACAACCAUGAAAUUUAGAGCAGGCACUUCUUUACCUCCUCAUCAUUUCCCUUGCAUGGCUCGUAUUACUGUGUUGUCUGGGUCAAUUCAGAUUGAUGAUUUACAGACAAGCCAAGCCUAUAUGUUACAUGCAACAGAAGAUUGUGUGAUUCCUGCUUUAUUAGUACAUGAAAUUCAAUUCUUGGAAGAUGUCGAAUUUGAAUUUGAAUUAAAUUCAAAAGAAAUGAUUGUUUAUUGGGAUCUUGAAGAACGAUAAAAUAAAGCAGGAUAUUCGGUGUUUCAAAUAUUUCUCUCUUUCUUUUUUCUUUAAAGAUAAUGUCACAAAAAGAGACACCACUUUUGUCUGAACAACAAGUCAAAGAUAUGCGUGCUGGUAUAUAUAUAUAUAUAUAUAUAUAUUUAUAAAAAGGACAUAAUCAUGAUGCUUAUUGUUAAUUAGACCAACGUUUUUUAAAAAAA
Messenger RNA from Gilbertella persicaria, 600 nucleotides. RefSeq lists its product as uncharacterized. NCBI's taxonomy places the organism in Eukaryota, Fungi, Mucoromycota, Mucoromycetes, Mucorales, Choanephoraceae. The transcript is spliced from 2 exons. The coding region runs from base 23 to 397 and encodes 124 amino acids. The record is from RefSeq and is a predicted model, not a curated record.